Molecule: messenger RNA, 2938 nt
Organism: Parasteatoda tepidariorum (common house spider)
Lineage: Eukaryota; Metazoa; Arthropoda; Arachnida; Araneae; Theridiidae
Product: nephrin
Source: RefSeq, a predicted model, not a curated record
CUCCGCAGAGGCAGAGAAUCAGGAAGCUCUUUUCGAUCUUCGACUUUCACAAUUGCGAUAGCAUCUCUUCUUCUGCACAUCUAUUCCAAGUUUCUUGUUUACUUGUUACCGGAAUAUCGGAUAUUUUUUCUACUAUUACAAACCGAUAAGAAAUAUUUUACGAACGAAUAAAACAAUCCGUCAGUUUUGAGUUUCUGAGUUUAUUUUUUAUCAGAUUUUUUUUAAGUAUGUUUUGAAAUGAAAAGUUUAGCAAGAAGAAAAAAAAUCGGAAAAAAAGAGACACCUGUGGAAUUAUGCGCAUAUUUUGAAAUAUAAAUAAUGUAUGAUAGAUUAAAUGUCUGAGUUUAAUUUCAAUUAGUUUUCGAUACAAAAAAACUUUGUGUUUCUUAUCAUGUUUGAAGCAUUUUUAAAUAUGGAUUUUGAGAAGAAUAUUGAAAAGUGAAAAAUAGCGUGUCUUCAAAGCAUUGAAAAUGCCAUUAAUUAAUCAAAUUUCAAUAACAAAAUCUACAUGGAUUUUAAUAAUUCAUUGAGUGUCCCUCAUAUAGUUAUCGGUAAAAAGAGGAGGAGAAAUUAGGUCAAAAGAGCUAUGCAUAGCAGUCUUCAACUGCAAUAUUUAACCACUCACAUAUUUCUAUUGAUCUUACGAAUCUCUUGCUCUGCUCUACAAGAAACAACUAUAGAAGCACUAGUGGAAGGCAGUGCCAAAAUGCCUUGUGAUGUAAUACAGAAAAGAGAGGACAGCGUAGAAUUUAUUUUCUGGUACAAGAACGAUGGGGUAACAGCUCUAUACACACUUGAUGCCAGAGACAGAAAGUUAACUGACGCUUUCCACAUGAGAAACGAGACUUACAGCGAUAGAGUUCAAUUCCAUGUGGAAGGAGAUGAACUCUAUUUAGAAAUGGACAAACUCAAAGAAGAAGACACGGGUUCAUACUUUUGUAGAGUGGACUAUCAAUGGUCGGCUACUGAGCUAAAAAAAGUCAAUCUUAUUGUUAUUGUUCCACCUAAUAAACUCACUAUACACGAUGAGAAAGGCCAAGAAAUACGUGAUGUCGCUGGACCUUAUAAAGAAAAAACUGACAUUUCUUUGAUUUGUGAAGCUUUUAAAGGUUACCCGACACCCAAUGUGACAUGGUGGAAGGACAAUAGAUUGUGGGACAACACCUUUAAGAAAGGAUCUUCGGGAAAUGUGAUAAAUGAAAUGCGAUUGUUGAAUCUUAGUAGAACAGAUCUGUUUGCUACUUUUCAUUGCAAGGCUCAAAAUAACAAAUUGUCCGCUCCAGUAGUCAGAACAAUAGUAUUAGAUUUAUACUUAUAUCCUUUGAGAGUGAGAAUCACAAGCAAAGUAUCUGCCCUAUCAACUGGAAGGAGAGUCGAAAUGACCUGCGAAACUGUAGGCUCACGACCUUCUGCCAAGAUCACGUGGUGGCUCAAUGGCACUCACUUGUCAGAUCACAUUGAAACCGUCCAUGACAAUGUCACUUCCUCUGUCCUACGCCUCCUGCCUAAAUUUCAGUAUCAUAAAUCACCCCUUACAUGCAGAGCUGAAAAUCCCAAACUCUUCAACAGUCACAUGGAAGAUGUCAGAAUGCUCAAUAUCACAUAUAUACCUCAAGUGUCUUUGAGACUUAUUAAGGAAGAAGCAGAUAGACUACCUAAAGAGGAUGACUUUGUUCGAUUAGUUUGUGAUAUUAACGCCAAUCCACCUGUCUUGAAAGUCGGGUGGAUUUUUAACGACACCCCCCUCUCCCACAACAAGUCUCAAACAGACAUCGUUAGUGGAAACACUCUCGUUUUCAAGAAGCUCACGAGGCGUAAUCAUGGAAGAUAUCGUUGCUACGCUCUAAAUGACGAAGGGAAAGGAUUCAGUCAAGAACUCAUGUUAAAUAUCAGUCACGCUCCUAUAUGUAAAGAAAAUCAACAAAUUACUUAUGUGGUUGCAUUAAAUGAGAGUGUUAUUGUGCGUUGUGAAGUGGAAGCCAUGCCUACAGAUGUUACUUUCAAAUGGGAAUUUAGUAACACAGUCAGUAAACACUACAAUCUCCAACAUGUAAGCGAAGGAGUUGUAAGCAAUGCUACUUAUCGACCAACGUCAUCCUCUGAAUACGGGACACUUUUCUGUUGGGCAAAUAAUAGUAUAGGAUCUCAGCAAUCAUCAUGUUUUUUCACUGUCAUAGCUCCCGCUUGUAAGACUCAGAAGACAAACGCUAAUGCUUCUUCGUUUUCAGGAGAUGAAAACGUAGGUAACUGGUAUCAAUCCGCCAUAACCACUGGAGCAAUUGUUGCAGUCUCAGUAAUUGUCAUCUCGGCAAUCUGUGCAUGUUACUUCAGGCGAAUACGAAACGAAAAGAAAAAAAGACCUAUGGGGCAACAAAUACUGGGAGAAGAAGUUAGUAUUUAUUCUCGAGUACAAUGCCACAAUACUGGUCCUCAACCCCGAAUUCUCAUCGUUAAAUGAAAACAUGACUUCGUAGUCAGACCUUGUUCAAAGAUGUUCAACUGCUAAAUGUUUGGUGACAAUGUGGGUUAUUUUCAAAUGUGUUGAAACUUCCCUGUGUGAUCCCAUGUGUCAAUUGUAAUUUCAACAAUUAGCACUGUCCUCUUUGUGAUGAAUGUGUUUUUAAACAACAACAAAAAAUUGAUAUCGUGUACAGUUUCUUACUACUCUGUUUAUGAAUCAUCUUUUUACAAUAUAUAAGUUGAUGAUUCAUACGUAAGAUGAAUGAUGAUCAUAAUUUGUAAAUGAAUCAUAGAAUGAAAUGAUGGAAGAUUUUACUGGUUUUGAGAAGGAAUAUUUUUGGUCAUAAUUAUAAAGUAAUGAUUGAAAUACUGACUUUUAAGAUGCGUGUGAAGAAAACGAGUGUACAGAUUUUUCAUAUCGAGAAGAGAGUGAGAGAUUCGUUAUUGUUGUAUGUAUAAAUAAAAUUCUUUAAAUAUG